AUGUCAGGACAUCACCGCAUCACCCUCGCCGCCAACCCUCCCUACUUCGAUGGCGACAAGUCCAAGUACCUGGGCUUUGUGGAUGCGUGUACCACAUACAUCGGUGCCUAUUGGUCAGAGUUCUCGCUGGACAAAACAAAAAUCCUCUUCGUCCUGUCCUACCUCCGCAAUGAGAGCGGCACAAGCUGCGCCGCCUCAAGAUGGGCGAUGAACUGGAAGCAGCACAAUUUCGAGGGCUUCCAAGGACUGAAGGGGGGAGUCACCGCAACAAGCUUCUUGGAGGAGCUUCAGAGGGCCUUUGGGGAUUCUAACGCAGAGCAAGUCGCUGCCGCCCGACUCAUGGCCCUUCGCCAGGGCAGACGGUCCUUUGCGGACUACAUCUCCGACUUCGAAAUGCUGGCUGCAGAUGCGGGGUACAACGUGGUCACCACCACCGACAGCAAGGGCGAGUACAAGAAGGGGGAACAGGACAAUAUCCUCAUCGAGUUCCUGGAACGCGGACUCAGCAGCAAAAUUGCAAGCCGCCUCUACAACACUGGCGUUCCCCUGCCCAAGGCAUAUGGUGCCUUCAAGAACUGGUGCGUCAACAUUGAGGCAAACGCUCUACGCGAUCAGCUGCGCAAAGCAUCGCAUGCGCAAUCCGCACCACGACCGCCUCCCCAAUUCCGCCCUCAGGCAGCACCAGCGGCGCCCACGCCUGCCCCGACCCGGCCGGCUGCCAACAAACCAGUCCCAAUGGAAAUCGAUCGGACCCAUGCCCGCGGCCGCAACAUCAUCUGCUACAACUGUCAGCAGCCUGGGCACAUCGCGCGGAAUUGUCCGGAGCCCAAGAAGAAGCGCACGUUCUUCAAUCGGGCCACGAUGCUGGAAGAGAUCAAGAACGGGGAUAAGGACAACGAGUUCCUCAAGGAGAUUGCCGAGAAGCUGCGCGAGAAGGGUUUUUGA
Mycena citricolor is the source of this 945-nucleotide messenger RNA. The record is from the annotation of a GenBank genome assembly. NCBI's taxonomy places the organism in Eukaryota, Fungi, Basidiomycota, Agaricomycetes, Agaricales, Mycenaceae.